AUGACGUCAUGGUGAUGAGUUCUGGAUCUGCUCCGAUAAAACUGGCCGCAACUCACCACUUCCCGAUCAAGCAUCAGAGAAGAAGACAUGCGGUACAUCUGGAGCGUUAAAUCCAUGAGACGAGAUGGCUAUGAAUGCAUCGAUCUCAGAAAGCGAUACCUGCAACUACACUGCUACCUUAGUACUGCUGAUGUCCUCCCUACAGCCGCCAUACCUUGGUGUGAUCAGCAUCGUCGGCUUCCUGGGAAACAGUUUUGUGAUGGCUGUCUUCUGCCUUCAGAGAAAGAACUGCACUGCGGCAGAUGUUUAUUUAGGUAACAUGGCUGCUGCCGAUCUGGUCAUGAUGACCUGCCUCCCUUUCUGGGCUUUCACUAUCGCUCGUGGACACCAGUGGGUUUUUGGAGAAGUUCUCUGCAAACUUGUCAAUGUUGCCAUAUACAUGAAUUACAUCUGCAGUAUACUGUUCCUGACACUGGUGAGCUUGGACCGCUACCUUGCUCUGGUGAAGCCAAUGAGCCCCAGUCGUCUGAGGAGACCUUUGUGGGCCAAGCGCAUCUGCCUGGGGACCUGGAUGUUGGGAUUCCUUUUUUCAAUGCCCGUGUUACUCUUUCGCACAGUGAGAUAUGUACAAAAUGCCGAAGUAGAUGCAUGUAUCCUGGUCUACCCUCACCUGUCCUGGAGGGUGCAACACAACAUUUUCAUUAAUGUAUUUGGAUUUAUAAUACCUGUUAUGGUGCUAAGUUACUGCACCUGUCAUAUCGUGGCUGUUUUGAGUAAAAAUCCUGUCGGAGUUCUCCCUGGAAUGAGAACAGAGAGAAGAGCCACCCACUUGGUUCUAGCCGUGAUGGCUGUCUUUCUCUUCUGCUGGACACCACACCAGGUGAUGCGCUUUCUGGACACUCUAGAAUACUUCCAAAUAACUUCUGGAUGCAUAUGGGGCUAUGUUCUUGACCUCGGCAUUCAGCUGUCUACUUAUUUGGCGUACAGUAAUAGCGCUGUUAACCCCUUCCUUUUUGCCGUUGUGGGAAGGCAUUUCAGGAGAAGGGCAAAAGAGGUAUUUGUGAAAACUCUGAGCCAUUGGUCAAAAGAUGUGACAACCAGCUUUACCUCAGUAAAAGUCAACGAAACACACGUGAAUAAAACUGCUGAGAUCUUGACUGAAACCAAACAAACAGCACACCUUGUGAGCGACGAGGAUAGAACGGAAAGACUUGAAAGUUAUUCAACAAAGUUAAAACCUUUUCACACCACUUUGUGUUUGUAGUGAGGGGCGCUGACCACCGAGUGGGGCAUCGCUAGCCGAUAUAGCGUGGCAAGAAGACUUCUACUGCGACGUCAAGGUGCCUUGAAUUGGAAAAUGAUCUAUUCACGAGUGGUCGCGGCGUGACGUCAGACAAGCACAUCCAAUAGGAGAUGGGGCUGGCAUAGUGAUUUUGUGUUACUUUGAAGGGGCAGUGGAGAGGCCCCUCCUGAAGACGAGCAAUUUAGAUCCUAAUGUUGUCAACAAAUUUAGAUCGGUAUCUAACUUACCAUUUUUA
Hippocampus comes (tiger tail seahorse) is the source of this 1538-nucleotide messenger RNA. RefSeq names its product B2 bradykinin receptor. Lineage: Eukaryota; Metazoa; Chordata; Actinopteri; Syngnathiformes; Syngnathidae. Gene Ontology annotation, biological process: immune response; cell chemotaxis; G protein-coupled receptor signaling pathway. Bases 125 to 1264 code for a protein of 379 amino acids. Gene Ontology annotation, cellular component: external side of plasma membrane; membrane. The record is from RefSeq and is a predicted model, not a curated record. Gene Ontology annotation, molecular function: C-C chemokine receptor activity; bradykinin receptor activity; C-C chemokine binding. The transcript has 2 exons.